CAGACUUUAGGAAUUGUUCUCCUAUUUAAAAUUUCUCUUCGUAGUUAUUGACUUUGAUUUCUUUAAGGACGCGAUGAGCAAGGAAAUCGCCUUUGCAGACUUCUGUGAAGCACUGAAGAUUGUGCAGCCUUCCUGUCUGAGAAGCAGCGUCGGACUUACUGACUUCAAACCUGUCCAUUGGGAUCAAAUUGGUGGCCUGGAUCAAGUCAAAUUGAAAUUGAGACAGAGUAUUGAGUGGCCAGUGCUACACCCGCAGGCAUUUGAGAGGAUGGGGGUGACCCCCACUCGUGGAAUUCUGCUGUAUGGACCCCCAGGAUGUGCAAAGACCACGCUGGUGAAAGCUGCAGCAUCCAGCUGCCGCUGUCCUUUCCUGUCGAUCAGUGGGGCAGAUCUCUUUUCACCGUUUGUAGGGGAUUCUGAAAAGAUUUUGGCUCAGGUUUUUCAGCAAGCUCGAGCUGUAGCUCCAUCCAUCCUGUUCCUGGAUGAAAUUGAUUCCAUCCUUGGAUCACGUUCACUUGAUGGAGCAAGUUGCCGUUCUGUUAAAGAGCGGGUACUCUCUGUUCUUCUUAAUGAGAUGGAUGGAAUUGGGCAGCCACUGAUUGGGAGGAGAGACACAGAAAGGAAAGUACCUGCAUCUGAAGGAAAUCAAGUGGAACAGACAAAAAAGAUGCUGGAUUCAGUCUACCCUGGUAACUGCCAGCAAUGACCAUUGUGGAAUUUCCAGGACACUUGUAUUGAUGUCUGCAGGUCUCAUUAAUUUGAUUUGAUUUUAUUUAUUGUCACAUGUACCUUGUUAUUUACUGUAUUUUGCUUAGUGUUGCCACACUCUGGUGCCAUCUUAAAAUACACAAAAAAUAAACCAAAACAUA
This is a messenger RNA of Rhincodon typus (whale shark), 869 nucleotides long. It is a transcript of the gene afg2b, whose product is annotated as spermatogenesis associated 5-like 1. The transcript has 4 exons. NCBI's taxonomy places the organism in Eukaryota, Metazoa, Chordata, Chondrichthyes, Orectolobiformes, Rhincodontidae. The record is from RefSeq and is a predicted model, not a curated record. Gene Ontology annotation, molecular function: ATP hydrolysis activity; ATP binding. Bases 74 to 706 code for a protein of 210 amino acids.